ACCCCCACAACUUCCCCUGCUCUCUCUCUCUCUCUCUCUCUCUUUCUCUCUCUCUUUCUCUUUCUCUCUCGGUUCAGGUAAAGGAGCAGAAGGCGAGUCCGGAACGCCAUUGGACGCAGAGAAGCAUUGUUUUUCUCUCUAUGAUCUUGUAGAAAAAAAAAGUGAAUUGAAAUGCAGACAUCCAAUUCAUCAAAAAAAGAAACACAAACAUCCAAGACCAGUAGGACACGGUCUUCAGAAGGUCUCCAGAGGUCAUCUCCAGCAACCCCUAAAUCAACUCGUGGGACUAAAACAAAUGGAUCUGAAUCUGACUCUCCGGCCACACAUACACCAUCAAGGAUAUCAACUGACCAUAGUCCCAAAGUUGUCCAACGGCGUUCACCAAGAAGCCCUGCUACUGAGAAGAAGAGACCGAGCCGGAUGAAGGAGUUGGAGGUUCAGCUCAAUCAGGUGCAAGAGGACCUGAAAAAGGCGAAAGAUCAACUCAACUCAUCGGAAGCAUGGAAGAAGAAAGCUCAGCAGGAGGCUGAAGAGGCGAAGACACAACUUGCGGCAAUGUCUGCUAAGCUUGAAGAGUCGCAGCUUCAGCUUGUGGAGUUUUCUGCAGCAGAAGAGGACCGGCUUCAAGAAUUGCGUAGGAUAUCACAAGAUCGUGACCGUGCGUGGCAGUCGGAGCUUGAAGCUAUCCAGAAACAGCAUUCUAUGGACUCUGCUGCUUUGGGCUCUGCCAUGAGUGAGAUGCAGAGGUUGAAGGUGCAGCUUGAGAAGGUAGUUAAGUCUGAGGCUGCCCAAGCUGAACAGUCUCAAUUAGCUAGUUCUGAGCUUCAGGACUUGAAGCAAGAGUUGGCUGAAACUAUGUCUACCAUUGAGAAUUUAAAAUUUCAGCUUGGAGAUAGCCAGAAGGCAGAGGCGAAUGCUCGAGCUAUGGUUAGUGAGACUCAGGAGCAACUUGAAGCGGCUAAGAGCAUGGCGGACACUCUCCGUUCAGAUAGUUUGAAAUUCUCCGAGUCACUCGAUGCCACUGUCUCUGAGUUGAAUGAAUCCAGAGCUCGAGUAAGUUUACUAGAAGAAACGGUGAGAAAAUUAGAGGAGGAACUGCUCGCUGCUCGCAAUGUAUCAGUCAUCGAUCAUGAAGGAAAAGGCGAUGAACUUUCAUCAAACAAUCAUGACAGCUCUUUGGCGACGCAAGUUGAACAGUUGAAAUCUGAUCUUGAAGCAGCUGAGAUAAAGCGUCAAGAGGAACAGAUUCAGAGCACAAUGCAGAUCCAGUCUGCUCAUGAAAUGGCGGCUCGGCUGAAGAAUGAAUUGGAACAAAGAGAAGCUGUUCUGGAAUCAGAGUUGAAGAAUGCCAAGGCUGAGAUUUUCAAUCUGAAGACAAGCCUCAUUGACAAAGAGACUGAGCUUCAAAACAUACUUGAUGUGAAUAAAGAGUUGGAGGCUGAAAAACGACAAUCACUAGCAAGUGAAGCAGAGACUGAGUUAGAGAACAAACUAAUGGAAAUGAAGGCAAACCUCAUGGACAAGGAGACUGAACUGCAAAGCAUUUCGGAGGAGAAUGAGAAGCUGAAACAAGAGAUGGGAAAUAAAGAAGUUGAGAGCCAGAAGAGUUACGAAGCGGUGAUCGCAGAGGUGGAACUUGCAAAGGCUGCAGAGAGAGAUGCACUGCUGAGGCUCGGGUACGUCACAGAGGAGGCGGACAAGAGUAGCCGGAGGGCUGCAAGGGUGACAGAGCAAUUGGAUGCAGCUCAGGCAGUGAACACAGAAAUGGAGACCGAGCUGAGGAAGCUAAGGGUGCAAUCGGACCAAUGGAGAAAGGCGGCCGAGGCUGCUGCGGCUGUGCUUACAACUGGAAACAAUGGAAGGCCAAUGGAAAGGACUGGUUCACUGGAUACUGAUUACAACUCGAUCGCCGGGAAGUUGAUGAGCUCACCAUUUUCCGAUGAUUUGAGUGAUGAUUCACCGAAGAAGAAGAACAAUACUAUGCUGAAGAAGAUUGGUGGGCUGUGGAAGAAGGGACCUAAGUAAUAAUAACAAUUGAAGUUCGACUUUUUUUUUUUCUUUCUUUGAUCAUCUGCAUGGCAUGCAUUUGUUAAGGACUUAGUUUGACAUUGUUCUGUUGUGGGGUUACAGAGAUUGGACUUGUAUUGUCCUUUUCUUGUAAAUCUUUGUCCUGGCACUUGGCAUUGUGUUACUUUAAACUUUAAAGACUUAAUUAAUUUGGAGAUUACCAAA
Messenger RNA from Dioscorea cayenensis subsp. rotundata (Guinea yam), 2232 nucleotides. RefSeq names its product interactor of constitutive active ROPs 2, chloroplastic. Lineage: Eukaryota; Viridiplantae; Streptophyta; Magnoliopsida; Dioscoreales; Dioscoreaceae. Bases 172 to 2025 code for a protein of 617 amino acids. The transcript is spliced from 4 exons. The record is from RefSeq and is a predicted model, not a curated record.